CAAUAAACAAAAAAUACUUUAAAACAUAAUUAAACUUAUGGUGAAUGUGUAAAGAGUGAAGUUUUCUUAUAAAAAGUUGGCAUAACCAAAUGAUUCGCACAAAAAGAAAAUUGAUGAUUUGUCAGAAUUAAAAAUCAUAAAAUUUAUUUUGUAAAUCGUAGUUUAAGAGAAACAACAACAAAAUAAUUAAGAUGUCAUUUGUUGGAAGCAGCACAACUGGAUCAGAACAAGCUCAAGCUUUUCUGUUAUCCCUUCAAAAUGAUUUCCGCAAUUUAUCGGCCGAGACGAAGAAAAAAAAUCCACAAAUCAAAGAAUCAUGUGAAGAAGCUAUUCAGAAGCUCAAGUCAGCGGCUGCAAACCCACAAACACCUGUCUAUUAUGUUGUCAAUCAAAUAUUAUAUCCACUCGUGCAAGGAUGUGAAUCAAAGGACUUGAAAAUUAUUAAAUUUUGUCUGGGGAUGAUGCAACGAUUAAUAACACAACAAGUUGUUGAUCAAAAAGGCGCUCGUUACAUCACUGACACUCUUUGGAUGUUGAUGGAAAAUGGAAUUGAAGAAGUUAAAGUGUUGCAAAGUGUGACACUUCUUCUAACAACAAAUUCUGUUGUUCAUGGCGAGACAUUGGCGAAGACACUCGUGUUAUGUUUUCGACUUCAUUUCACAAAAGAUUCAACAACAAUAAACACAGCUGGGGCGACUGUCAGACAACUCGUGUCGUUGGUAUUUGAACGUGCAAUGAUGGAACAAGAAGAAUUCAAAGAUGAACCACCACGUGAAGUGAAUCUUGAAGAGUUAAAAGCAUCACAUGGAAUCGCUCCAAAAGGACUCAAACCAUGUGCAGCUGACGCGUUUCUACUUUUCCAAGAUCUCGUACAACUUGUCAAUGCUGAUCAACCUUUUUGGCUUCUCGGAAUGACUGAAAUGACAAGAACAUUUGGCCUUGAACUUCUCGAAUCAGUUCUUACCAGUUUUGUGACAGUUUUCUAUGAAAAUCCUGAAUUUUCCUUCCUUCUUAAAGAGCGUGUUUGUGCUCUCGUAAUUAAGCUUUUCUCACCAAACAUCAAAUAUCGUACAGUUGUUGUACCAACAACACAACCACCAGCACCACAUGACAAACCAUAUUUUCCUAUCAGCAUGCGAUUGCUUCGCGUCGUUUCCAUUUUGAUUCAAAAAUAUCAUCAACUACUCGUCACUGAAUGUGAAAUUUUCCUUUCAUUGAUUGUGAAAUUUUUGGAUCCUGAUAAGCCGACAUGGCAACGUUCAUUGGCUUUGGAAGUUCUUCAUAAAAUGACAGUUCAACCAGAACUUCUCGUCUCAUUUUGUCGAUGUUACGAUCUCAAAGAUCAUUCAACAAAAAUCUUUCAAGACAUCAUAAAUUCCCUCGGUGCUUACGUUCAAAGUCUCUUCGCAUCAUCACAAAUGAUUGGAGGUGGUGGAAAUUUACAAACAACGCCACCAGCAAUGAUUGCAGGGCUUCCAGUCGGUCCAGGAAUGUCACCGCAAUCAGGAUUCUUCUUUCGAGGUGUUUGGCUGCCACUUGUCAUGACUUUUCCAACCGGACAAUCAAAAUCGAUUUAUCUUGAGAUGCUUGACAAACUUGAACCACCAACAAUUCCUGAUGGUUAUGGAAUUUCCAUUGCUUAUGCAUGCUUGCUUGAUAUUGUUCGUUCGAUUUCAUUAGCAAUCAAUGGACCGUCAAUUCUUGGUGAAGAGAAGCCAAUUCCAUAUAAGAAUCGUGUGACAGAAGACGAUAAAACACUUCAUUGUCAACUUAUCAAUUCAAGUUGGUGUGGACUUCUUGCCGCUCUUACGCCACUCAUUGACGCCAGUACUGAUGAAGCAAUGGCUGAAUGUGUCUUAAAAUCAAUGCAAAAUUACGGCGCACUUUGUGGAAUGCUUGAAUUAAGUACACCAAGAGACGCUUUCAUUACAUCAAUUUGUAAAGCUUCAUUGCCACCACAUUAUGCAUUAUCAGUGCUUAACAUGGGCUACAGUAAUAUGAAUAUCAAAGGAAGUGCUGGUGGUGGACAUAUGAGAGCUGGCAGUCAAGACAUGAGUAAUCAAUUCAUGCAUCAACAGCAACUUCAUGAUGAUAAUCAACAAAGAUUUCCAAUUGUUGCUGUUGGAACGCCAUUGCCGACAAGUUCACUUCAAGUUGGUGCACAUCAAGGUCCAGUGAUGUUGACAGCGAAGAAUCUUCAAUGCAUGCGAGCAAUUCUUCAUCUUGCUCAUUGUCAUGGUGGCAUUUUAGGAUCGUCUUGGCAUCUUGUGCUUGCGACUUUGCAACAUCUUGCAUGGAUUCUUGGACUUAAACCAUCGACUGGUGGAAGUUUGCAAGCAACACAAAAGCCACCAACUGAUGCUAAUUCAAUAACACAAGUUAUGGCUGAUCUUCCAGUUCUAUCAACGAUGUUAAGUCAACUUUUUGAGAGUAGUCAAUAUUUGGAUGACGUCGCUUUGCAUCAUUUAAUUGAUGCACUAUGCAAAUUAUCGCAUGAAGCGAUGGAACUCGCUUAUAAUAAUCGUGAGCCUUCAUUGUUUGCUGUUGCAAAGCUUCUUGAAACUGGCUUAGUAAACUUAAAUCGAAUAGAAGUUCUUUGGCGUCCAUUAACGAAUCAUUUGUUGGAAAUUUGUCAACAUCCACACAUAAGAAUGAGAGAAUGGGGAGUUGAAGCCAUCACGUAUUUGGUGAAAUCUGCUUUACAAUAUAAAUAUGAAGUUCCAUUGAAAGAGAAUGCAAAACUUCAAACACUUUUACUUGGACCGUUAGCUGAAUUGUCGAGUGUUCCACAUGCUGAUGUUCGACAAAGACAACUCGAAUGUGUUCUUCAAGUGUUGAAUGGAACUGGAGAAAUAUUGACACAUGGAUGGCCGUUGAUUUUGGGAAUUAUUGGAACUUUUAACGAUCAUCAUAGUGAAGCUUUAAUAAGAAUUGCUUUUCAAUGUCUUCAACUUGUUGUCACUGAUUUCCUUCCGGCAAUGCCAUGGCGAUGUUUGCCACUUUGUGUCAACACAGCAGCAAAGUUUGGAAGUCAAAUGCAAGAGUUAAACAUCUCAUUAACGGCAAUUGGGUUGAUGUGGAAUAUUUCAGAUUAUUUUAAUCAAAAUCAAGAUCGAUUAGGACAAAAUGUUAAUGAUGAAGCAUCAGUUUUGCCUGAUUUUCCUCACACACUUAACAUGCCAAAUUUUGAUAAACUUUGGAUGUGUUUAUAUGCCAGACUUGGCGAUCUUUGUGUAGAUCCACGGCCAGCUGUAAGAAAAUCAGCAGGUCAAACAUUAUUUUCAACAAUAACUGCACAUGGAAGUCUUUUGAAUCCACCAACAUGGCAAGCGGUGAUGUGGCAAGUUCUCUUUCCGCUUUUAGAUAAAGUUAGAACUGCAUCGAAUGCUGCAAGUAGUGAGAAAGUUGAUACAAGUGGAAAUAUUUUAAUUCAUCAUUCAAGAAAUACCGCGCAGAAACAAUGGGCAGAGACACAAGUGUUGACUUUAUCUGGUGUUGCCAGAGUUUUUAUCACCAAAUUUAAAUUAUUACAAUCGAUUGGUGAUUUUCCACGAGCUUGUUCACUUUUAUUAGAAUUCAUCGAAUGUUCAGCACUCAGCAAGUCUAAUGAAGUGUCAUUGGCAGCUUUAAAAUCAUUCCAAGAAAUUCUUUACAACAAACCAAUUAAUUCAAUUAAAGGAAAUGGUGAAGAUGAAGAACUUUGGAAUGGAGCAUGGCGUGUCUGGUUGAACAUCGGCAUGGAAAGCACAAAAUUUUCAUUCUCAGAAUCCGACAAGUUAUCUGACGAUCUUUACAUUCCAAGUCAAGCGUUUCUUACAGCACUCGUUCAAAUUUUCCCCGCACUUUUUCAACACAUUAAUUCGCAAUUUACGAAUGACGAUUUGCAGAAACUUUGCGAUGUAUUGAUGAAUGCUGUAAUGGUUCCUGUUCAUAGUGACUCAACACCUUAUAUCAUGAGUACAAUGUCGGACUCACUUCUUACACCACUUCAUGAUGGUGUAUUGGAUUGUAUGGAAUUGUUACAAAAAGAAGCAACAACUAACAAUUCAACUCCAUUGAAGACAAUUGUCGUAUCUGUGUUCAAACAACUUUUAAGCUUCAGCAAAUUCGCUUGUUCACCGCCGUACUUUGAAAGUCGAAAGAGAAAUGGACCAGCAAACUCUAUUGAAUGGGUCAGCAUGAAUUACAUUCCAUUUGGUGAGAAAUCAUUGAAUGUUGCUGUCAAACUUUAUCAACAAACAGCAAAUGAUGAUCGAGUGAUAGAAGGACAAAUUCUUCAUGAAAUAGUUAAAGCUUUGUCACUUCCACUUGGAUUAAAAUAUAAAUGUAUGUCGUCGAGUACAUGGAAGUUGGCAGUUACAAGUUUAAUGUCAGUUCUUCAUUGGGGCCUUCCAGUUGCUAGAAAACAUCCCAAAGAGUUUGCGAACAUGUGGAAUGAUUUAUCUGACACACUCGAUAAAUUUUUGUUUCCCAAAAGUGUCUGUCAAGUAGAAGAUCGUGGUCUCGAUGAACUAGUUCUUGAUGAAGCCAUCGAUUGUCAAUUGAUUGAGCAACUAAGAGAUGAAGUUUUGCCUUAUUCUGGUGAAAUUCCUCAUCAGUUUAUAUUGAAAGUUGUGGUUCUCUUGAAUAAAGGUUCAAUUCAUUCAGCAACUGCUGCUGCGCCUGGUUGCGAAACUGAAAUGAAACUUCGUGAGGAAUUUGCGAAGACAUGUUUCGAAACAUUAUUGCAAUUUUCACUGCUUGAUGAUAGUGAAAAUAGAGGUGAUAACACAAGUAUUCAGCUAACGAACAAUGAAGGUGGAGUAGCUGGUCAGUUGGCAAUCACUGCACUCUUACAUCGAUUUGAAGAAGUUCUUAAAAAGUUCAAUGAUGAUGAGCGUCAAAGCGGUAAAUGUCCUCUGCCUCGAUAUCGUUUGAGUGAGAUUUCUUUUGUGUUGAAAGCAGUGGCAACUCUUGUAAUUUCCAUGAAGAAAGCACCACCAGAAAAAGUUGGAAAAGUUGCAUGGGAACAACUCAUCAAUUUGUAUCCUUAUCUCGUCGAUUGUACUACAACCUCAUCAGCAGAAGUUUCACGUUCACUUCGUGAAGCUCUUCUGCAAUUCUGUGAUCUUCUUCAGCCGCCAGCAAAUUCAAUCGUUCUCAAUGGUAGCAACGUAACUUUCAAUGGUUUAUCAUCAAGUCACUGCUAACAGAAUCGAUUUCAAUUUACGCAAGGUUUUAAAUUUUUUUGAGCAUCUAUAGAGUAGAAAAAACGAAUCGAAAAUUCAAUUAAAUUCCAAUUCUGAUUCCGAACGAUAAUGUGAAAUAUAUUAAGAAAUAUCUUGAAAAGAAGCAAUUAAAAUUAUUUCAGGAAUGAAGAUUUAGAUUUAAAAGAAGUCUGAAAAAUCUUCUUAAUAACAAACGAAAAUUAUUUAAGCAACAGACGACUAAAGAAACUUAUCCUUCCUUUCUUUCAUCAAAUCGGAAUUCUAACCAAUAGAAUUAUUAGAUGUAGGCUUUGACCAUCUCCUUUGACCGAAAGUGUCAAGUAGUUAGAACUGAUUCGAUGCCAAUAAUUUCAUCUAAUGAAGAAUUUAGUAAUUUUUGAUUUAAAUAAUUUUUUGUUUAGCUUAACGAAAGUUUUCGUGCAAUCGGAUUUAAAGAUCAUCAUCAGCCUUAAAACGUCACUCUUCAGACAAUAUGUAAGCACCCCAGACGAUGGGAAUGAUUCAAAGUUCAUCGGAUGAAAAGUUUUCUUUUAUAAAAUGGAAUAAAAUUAAGCCAAAAAUAUUAUUAUAAAAUUAAUUAUUAUUGUUCAAAAGAAAAUCUAAAUAUUUGAUAGGAAAAUAAUAUUUUCUUUCUAAAGUAAAGAAAUUUUUUGUAGAAAUGAUGAAAGUUUUAUUCGUUCUCAUUUGUAGAUGUGAUUUAUGAUAAUUAAAAUGUUUAUAAAUAUCUUUAACCAUCUAAAAGUUUUUCUUUGUUUAAUUCUUACUCAACAUGUUUUGAACUUGAAAUAAAAUAAAAUAUUAGAAAAC
Messenger RNA from Clunio marinus, 6014 nucleotides. The record is from the annotation of a GenBank genome assembly. Lineage: Eukaryota; Metazoa; Arthropoda; Insecta; Diptera; Chironomidae.